Molecule: messenger RNA, 3051 nt
Organism: Humulus lupulus (European hop)
Lineage: Eukaryota; Viridiplantae; Streptophyta; Magnoliopsida; Rosales; Cannabaceae
Exons: 10
Coding region: 1-3051 (1016 amino acids)
Source: RefSeq, a predicted model, not a curated record
AUGUCAGAAAAGCUAGCUGGUUAUCCAGAAAAGUUAUUGUGUCCAUGCAAAGUUUGUCGAAACUUAAGUCACCAAUGUAUUAACAUUUUGUAUGAACACUUAGUCAUUUAUGGGAUUGAUCCAACAUACAAAAUCUGGUUUCAUCAUGGGGAAGAAUUAUCAAGAGAUGAUGAUGUAGAGACAAUGGAAACAUUUGAUUCUUACAACUUGUUUAGGGCUACAAAUAUUGAUGGUUGUGAUUUUGAAAGUCAUCUAGAAGGUCAUGAUGACACUUUUAUGGAAAAAAUAGAAGAUGCAGACACUCCAUUAUAUCCACAAUGCACUAAAUAUACUAAGUUAUCGUCAAUUGUUGCAUUGUAUAAGGUUAAAACUACCAAUGGAUGGUCUGACAAAAGUUUUGAUGAAUUGUUAAGACUUUUGAAUGAUAUGUUUCCUUUAGAUAAUAUGAUCCCCAAGUCUAUGUAUGAGGUUCGACAAUUUCUUCGAUUAUUUGAUUUAGGAUAUGAAAAGAUUCAUGCGUGUGUUAAUGAUUGCUGUUUGUUUAGAAAAGAUAAAGAAAACUUGCAAGAAUGUCCAACAUGUGGAACCUCACGUUGGAUGUCAGAUAAGCUGACUAAAAAGGUUCGACAUGGUGUCCCAGCAAAAGUUUUGAGGUACUUUCCUAUAAUCCCUAGGUUGAAACAGAUGUUCAUGUCUAAAAGAAUUUCAAAGGAAUUAAGAUGGCAUCACAACAAUAAAAUUUGCGAUGGAAAAAUGCGUCACCCAGUGGAUUCAGCAGCAUGGGAGCUAGUCAAUGAUAAAUGGCCAUCAUUUUCAAAUGAAGAGAGAAAUAUUAGACUUGGCCUUUCCACAGAUGGAUUUAACCCAUUUAGACCUAAACAUCUUGGGAAUGAUAUUGAUAUAUACUUAGAACCCCUCGUAGAGGACUUGAAAUUAUUAUGGAAUGAGGGUGUUGAUGCUCAUGAUGCAUUGGACAAUACAAAUUUCAAGUUGCGGGCUAUUUUGAUGUGGACAAUCCAAGAUUUUCCAGCAUACGGGAACCUUGCUGGUUGUAAAAAUAAGGGAUGCUUUAGUUGUCCCCUAUGUGGUUAUGGUACUCAUUCAGAGUGGCUAAAACAUAGUGGGAAGUUUUCAUAUCGAGGUCAUCGGAAAUUUCUUAAAGAAGACCAUCCAUUUCGGAGUAAAAGAAAUGUUGCUGGAAAAAGUAAAGAUGGACUAAAAGCUCGCUUGGAUUUGCAACAUGUGGGUAUUAGGAGUGCAUUACACCCACAAGAGAAGGGGACUAGAACCUAUCUUCCUGCAGCUUUACACACACUAUCAAAGCUUGAGAAAGAAUUAUUUUGUAAAAGGUUGUUCUCAUUGAAAGUACCUGAUGGAUAUAGUUCAAAUAUUCGAAAUUGUGUUUCAAUGGAGCAAUGCAAGCUCAUGGGCCUUAAGUCACACGAUUGCCACAUUUUGAUGCAACAAUUACUACCGGUGGCUAUAAAAGGAUUGAUGCCAUUGGGUCCAAGAGAUGCUAUAAUAAGAUUAUGCACGUUCUUUAAUCGAAUAUGUCAACGUGUUCUUGAUAGAGAAAGCAUAAUGACAUUAGAAAAUGAUGUUAUUGAAACUUUAUGCUUACUAGAGAGAUUCUUUCCACCAUCAUUUUUUGAUGUCAUGAUUCACUUAGUGGUUCAUAUCGGACGAGAAGCACGACUAUGUGGACCAGUCCAAUUUCGAUGGAUACGCAUGAAGUUAUUGAAAGAUUAUGUCAGAAAUCGAGCAAGGCCUGAAGGUUGUAUUGCAGAGUGUUAUCUUGCAGAUGAGUGUGUGAGCUUUUGUAAUGAAUUCACUGACCAUUCAUUUGAACUAAACACAAAAGAAGGUCGAAAUGAAGAGUGGUCAAAUGAUGUGAUACUUGAAGGUCGUCCAAUUUCUAGGAGGAAAGAAAUUAUAUUGACAGAUGAGUUGUUAGAAAUUGCACAUCGAUACAUUCUGUUAAAUACAUCUGUUCCUAUGCAUUCCUCAACUUGUGAUGAAACUGAUUUGUUGAAAUGGCUAGCAUAUGGACCCAGAAAACAUGCUGCUUCUUACACUGGAUAUAUUAUCAAUGGUCAAAGAUUCCAUAUUCCAAUUUUCAAAUGUGAUUGGGCAAAUGUCCCUAACGGUGUUAGGGUGGAGGAUAGUCUUACUUUAGUUAUUCUACACCAAAGUCAAUGGUCUGUUGGUAGAGACCCUUUUAUUUUAGCCUCACAAGCUAAACAAGUCUUCUACUCAAGAGAACAUGAUUCUUCCAAUUGGUAUGUGGUGAUUAGGGCACCCCCUAGAGGUUUUUAUGACAUGGAAAAUUAUGAUGAGCAAGAAUUCAUGCCUAAGAUGUUGCACUUGACAUUCAAAGUUGUAAUCAAUGGAAAUUUCAGUUUAUACUUUAGCUCAUUAAUUGAAGAAGUACCCAUCUCCCCUGUGACAAGGAGAUCUCUUAAAAAUCUAUUUGAGGUUGAACAACCAAUAGACUCUCUUGAAAAAAUAGUGAGACCACCUACUAAUGACCUAAUUUCUCCAUUCUUGGCUUCAAAGACAGCCAUUAGGGGAUCUAUUAAAAGAGUGGUUGAAGUAGAAAUUAGUCCUUCAAAUGACCAUGCCAUCUCACCAACAGCCACAACAAAAUCACAACGCCUACAAAUCCCAGAAAACCCAAAUGAAACAAUUGUUGAAAACUUGCCAGACACAAUUGUUGAAAACUUGCCUGACGAACAAGAACUACCUGAAGAAGUUGUUGCACCUAUUACCCAAAAGAGAACUAGAGGCCCUAGUAAAAUGAAGUCUAUUGCAGUAGACAGUGAUGGUUGUUUGGAAGUUAAGUUUAACUCAAAGGGACAACCAAUAGGUGCAACAUCAAUAUCUUUGUCUUCAUUUUUGGGUGCACUUGUUAGAGAAAUUGUACCAGUAACAAUAAAAGAUUGGAGGAAGAUUCCUCUAGGAAUGAAAGAGGUCUUAUGGAAAUCUAUUCAGGCAAGAUAUAAGGUUGACAAAGAUUGGCAAAAGACCUAUAUAUUCAAAAGAUUUGGUUGA